This is a messenger RNA of Symbiodinium pilosum, 2103 nucleotides long. Lineage: Eukaryota; Dinophyceae; Suessiales; Symbiodiniaceae. The record is from the annotation of a GenBank genome assembly.
AUGUUCCGGCGCACUUGCGUGCUGGAGCAUAGAUUCUGUUCUGCAGGUGCGGUUCGUCUCCACAUCCCUGUUCUAACGCCUGGCCAAGCACUGCGGGUGAGUUGCCUGUGGCAGGAGCCAAUCGAUCCUUCACGUUUUUCGGGACGAUCAGCCCCGCAACUCCUGGUCUAUUCUUCUGGUCCUUUGGCUGCCUCGCUUCCGACUCCGCCAAGCCCAACAAGCUCAACGCUGGGUUUGUGCAGUCCUCCACGAGAAAUCCAGAGCUUUUGGGAAGCAUCCGCGCUCUUUGCGGGGCUGUGGACUCAAGGAUUUUCAAGCGGAUUUGGCAGCCUGCGAAAUCCACAGGUUGUCCUAGAGGUGAUGAGAAGCCCUGGACGUGGUGAGGAGCUGCAGCUGGAUCUUUAUCUCUGCAUUCCAGCAGUUGCUCUUCCAAAGAAGGCCAAGGACGCACAGCGGCCCAAAGUGGCCAUCACCGUCUUCGUUCGUCAGGAGGAGUCCAGCCGCAAGGACAAGGGGGCUCCGGAGCGUCUUGCGGAGGGUGUGCUACGCAAGGAGCUGAAAAGUGAGAAGGCGACUGUCGGUGCAUAUGCAGUCGCUUCCUUGGCUCUUUGUGGCGCGGAGUCCCGCCAACAACUCUUCGUGGUUCUACAAAACAACGAUCCGCAGGAGUCCUGGCCCUGGCAGCUGCGGGUGCUUGCGAGGUCGCUGGCACCAUUGCAGAUGCAGAAGCGCUUAGAAGCAACAAUCCCGCCUGCACCGGAGACGCCCGACGUACCGCCGCUGCGCGCCGCUGUGCUUGGAGGUUUUGCAGAGCCAGGACGUAUAUACACCUGCUGGCCUGAGGCUGUGGCACUCUACGUGCCCAAGCGCAUGAGAUCUACCGCAGCUGCAGCAGCGGUGGUGUCGACUCCUGAGGGUGACGAUUCUUCAGGAACUUCAUGCCCUGGGCUUGCCUUUCCUCAACCAGCUUCUCACCUGGCAGGACAUCCUUCGCCCGAGCCCUCCCAUUCCUGGAUGUUGGCUCGGGACACUUGGGCAUCGGAGGAAGCUCCCAAGGUGCUGACGAGCUGUGGCACUGUUGCCUCUGAGCGACGCUUUACGGAGCCCGACCACUGGCCGGUGCGAGAUGCGGCUGCUGUCCCGGAGGUGGACGAAGAAGCCUUCCCAGAUGUGACGGCGACCUUGGCUUCACCUGCGCGCGUAGCCAUCGUGACAGAUGAGGGGCCAGUUCGAUCUCAGGCGUUGCCCGAGCCCCGCCAGGCAAAGCCAGAGGCAGAAGCAAGAAGGAGGCCUCCGAUUCCCCAGCCGCCAAAGCGAUUGUAUGUGCGCGGCCAGAAGGACAAGGAAGAGACAGAGACAAAUGCUCCAGAGCCCGAGGAUGGGCCGGCUGAGCCCCACGCGUCCUUCGGAAGGCCAGGGCCAGACAUCUCCAUGCCAGCCUCACAGAGCGAACGCCACGCCCGAAUUGAGGCUUUGAUGCGUCGCCGGCGAUAUGGUCGAGAGCGCAUUAUGGAAGAUCCGCAGUUUUAUCGCGAAGGGCCCAGGCAGCAAACAAACAGCCUUCCACCACCGCGGGUGCGACGACCACGGAUGGCGUGCCGAGAUGAUGUGGAAGAGAAGCCGGAGCAAAAUUCCGCUCCGCCGCUCAGUGCUCGUGGCGAGCGCAGCCCUUCAUUGCCACCAAUCUCUGGAGAAACCAGAUCUGGCAAGGAGGGCAGCCGCUGCUGCAGCUUCACAGGGCAUCCGAUUUUCUGCUGCAAGGCAGAGCCCCGGCGAAGCCCUGGAAGCCAGGCGAGCGCGAGACACCUUGUACGCUUGGAGCGGCAGCAAGGCCGUGAUCGGCUGGGCUUUGGAAAUGUGGCAUCGGGAACGCCGCAAGCUCCAGUGCUGUUAAUAAGCUGGAUCCGGGACGGCGCGUUGGCUGACUUCAAUUCCGCGGCGCCAGAAGGUUUAGCUGUGCCAGUGAACUCGGCUAUUGUAUCGGUCAACGGGGUCUCCGGCGAUGUGCAACGGAUGCGAGAGGCGUUGCGAUCGCAGGUGGUGGAGAUGGAAAUCAUGGCGCCUGAAAGGUGGCGCUACUCCAAGGUCACGAAUUCAGCUUGA